Messenger RNA from Ascochyta rabiei, 777 nucleotides. Its product is annotated as Autophagy protein 5. Bases 1 to 777 code for a protein of 258 amino acids. NCBI's taxonomy places the organism in Eukaryota, Fungi, Ascomycota, Dothideomycetes, Pleosporales, Didymellaceae. The record is from RefSeq and is a predicted model, not a curated record. Gene Ontology annotation, biological process: cellular response to nitrogen starvation; autophagosome assembly; C-terminal protein lipidation. Gene Ontology annotation, cellular component: cytoplasm; Atg12-Atg5-Atg16 complex; phagophore assembly site membrane. The transcript is spliced from 2 exons.
AUGGGCUCAAGAGACGUCGCGAGCAGACUGCGUGAGAGUGUCUGGAAUGGUAGUAUACCUCUAGAAGUGCGGUUGCAUAACGAAGAUUGUAGGACCUUCGACAAGUCUGAUCCAUACUUGAUCCAGUUCCCAAGACUAUCCUAUCUUGGCCUACUUGUUCGCAAUCUGCAUACCUUCUUUUCACCAAAUUUGAUCUAUCCUGAUGUCUCUUCAACAGACCUGUGGCUAUCAUACGAAGGUGUACCAUUGAAGUGGCACUACCCUCUCGGAUUGCUGUACGAUCUCUACUCUGGAGCCGAGCCAGCAUAUCCCUCAGACGUUUCGUCGCCUUUGUCGCCAUCCCACAGAACUGAAAGCUCGGAAGACGAGCACCGCAGCCUGCCAUGGAAGCUUACAGUCCAUUUCUCCAAUUAUCCAGCGGAGCAGCUCGUUCGGCUUGACAUCGAGGACAAAGUCAUGCACGAUCUAUUCAGAAACAGCGUCAAGGAAGCCGACUAUCUACGUAACGGAACUGGGAAGACCGUCAUGUUUCUGAGUGAGAAAGAUAGCACACAACUCUGGGACGCAGUCAGGCGACACGACUUCUCGCUGUACAACCCUAUCAACCAGAAGCUAUUAAACCCUCAAGGAGCUGCACUACGACACCUGCCUGUACGCAUAUAUCUCCCACAUGCUGCGAAUAACAGCGAGCAAAAGGAAACUAGUCCUGGUAGUUUGAGAGUUGUACAAAGUCUGGUCGCGCCGAAUCUCCCAUCGCGUAAGUGGGCAAUGCGGUGA